ACUCUCUGGGAACCCUAAAUUCAUAUCUGGGGCCCAGGGGAUGUCACCCUCGCAUACAGAUUCACACUCACACCUCUUCAUAUCUCGCCUCAGGACCCGUCCAUGUUGAUGCUCUGUCACAUUUACGGGUCAAAUCAUCCAUUGGCCCUUGCUCGUCACACUUAACACCAACACCAGGACCAAAACCAGAAACUGAACGCCGAUAUCGACACCGCCUGCACUACUAUCCAUCAAAUUAAUGCCGACAACUGUAUCAACAACUGUACCAACACCAGCACAAAAAACAACAAAAACAACGGCAACAUCACCACCAUCAUCAUUAUCAUCAUCAUCCUCGUCUUCAAUACCCGUAAAAGCCGCAAUAGAGGCAAAUUCAUUAGCCAUUUGUUCCCUCCUUUCCUUCCUGGCCAUGGCCUCUCCUCAGAUCACAGUUGCGGCACAGGCUGUUUCACCGACUUGGCGCGCUUUCCAUGGAGCUGCAAUUGUGGAUACAUCCAUGGUCAUUUUUGGCGGGACCACGGACGCGGGCAGGAGCCCCUACGGUGCAACCAUCCCGGGCUCCAAUGAUGUCUGGGUCUGGAGUACGACCCUCCGUCAAUGGUCGCAGCCCUCCAUCCAAUUUCCAGGAUCCUCAUCGCCAGCACCACAGAAGUUUCUUACCUCAAUCCCUCUUCAGUCCCAGGGCAGGAUGAUGUCGCUGGUCGCCAAUGCGUCCUCGCCAGCCAAUGCUUUACUGGCUCUCGAUACUUACUUCUGGGUCUGGUCUAUACCCAACUCACCGAACCCUGCGGUUGCCCCUCAACUACGACUUGGGGCCGCUGUCGGCGCAUCAGACACGCAUGUAUUUGUACAUGGAGGAGCAGCCGCUGGUCAGAAUGGAUUUGCGACUACAACCGUCCUGAACGAUCUCACCAAACUGUUCUAUUUUUAUUAUGACGCUGAUGGCCAUAACUUCGGGGAGUUAAAGAUGAGAGCACCUUUCAGUGGACAUCAAUCGCCAACGGACCCGCGUUGAUGUACCACACUAUGUGCCGACUGUCAGGUUUAAACAUGAUGAUUAUCUUUGGCGGAAGCGAUCAAGCGACCCAGGCAUUCAACACGGUCCACACCUUCGAUCUCAACCUGGAAGUCUGGCAGUUGGCAGUGCCCGUCAGCGCAGGCAACGGCGGAACGAUACCCUCUGCUCGAAAGG
Messenger RNA from Gamsiella multidivaricata, 1192 nucleotides. RefSeq lists its product as uncharacterized. The record is from RefSeq and is a predicted model, not a curated record. Gene Ontology annotation, molecular function: protein binding. NCBI's taxonomy places the organism in Eukaryota, Fungi, Mortierellomycota, Mortierellomycetes, Mortierellales, Mortierellaceae. The coding region runs from base 239 to 1015 and encodes 258 amino acids. The transcript is spliced from 5 exons.